Molecule: messenger RNA, 1252 nt
Organism: Magallana angulata
Lineage: Eukaryota; Metazoa; Mollusca; Bivalvia; Ostreida; Ostreidae
Product: retinol dehydrogenase 12-like
Exons: 7
Coding region: 134-1096 (320 amino acids)
Source: RefSeq, a predicted model, not a curated record
UGCAAGUGCUUUUAGAGCUGGACGUACACAUGUUUAACGCUCCACUGUUUUACUGUAACGAAGACAUCUGGAAUUGUUUCAGUACUGGGGGAUGUGUCAAUAAGAUGGUUCCAAUGCAUGAUAAUCUAAAAAGAUGGGGCUGAUCCUCUCUAGGACUACGGAGACAACCGCACUGUGUGUGGGUCUCGGACUGUACGCCUGUAUGUACUUGUAUGUUAAGCUUAACAAGGGAAAAUGUCACAACAAGAAAAAUCUGGAAGGAAAAACGAUCAUCGUUACUGGCGCAAACUCAGGCAUUGGCUUUGAAACGGCCCUAGAUCUCGCCAAAAGAAACGGAAGGGUAAUUCUUGCAUGUCGAAAUUUGGAGAGAGGCGAGGCAGCUAGGAACAAAAUUGUCCAAUUGUCAGGGAAUACCGAUGUUGUAUGCAGACGGGUGGACCUUAGUGUAAUGUCAUCAAUUAGAAAGUUUGUUGACGUCAUCAAAGAAGAAGAAGGAAAUGUUGACAUUCUGAUCAACAAUGCAGGAGUUUUGACCUUUGAGAAGAUAUUCACGGAAGAGGGACUUGAAUUGACUUUCGCAACAAACCAUUUUGGCCCUUUUCUUCUGACAACUCUACUAUUAGAUUUGUUAAAGAGGUCUAGAGGUCGAGUCGUUAACGUGGGCUCCAGCGCCAGCGUGAUAGGAAAAGUUGACUGUGAUAAUUUGAGGGCGGAGAAAGAAUUCAGCCAGCUCCAGUACCACAGCUCAAAGACAGCAAACUUACUGUUUACCAAGGAGCUGGCCAGAAGGGAACCAGGCGAUGUGUUAGUUUGUUAUGUACAUCCGGGUGUCGUCAGGACAGACGCUUUUCGCAACAUGCCACUGCUAUUCAAAAUCCUUGCCUACACAGUGUUUAGAGUACUGACUAAAUCACCGGAAGAGGGCGCCCAGCCUGUCUUGUUUUGUGCCCUGGAUGACUCUGUCCAGACGGGGGGCUACUACAUCGACUGUGCUCAGUAUGAUCAUACCAUGUGGGUCCCCAAGUGUGUGUAUGACACAGGGCUAGCCAAAAAACUGUGGGAAACAACGGAACGAAUUCUGAGCGAAUGUGGAUAACGAAACACUAGACUAAAGUGUUUGCUCAUCGCGUAACAAUAAAUAUGUAAUAUAUUAUGUACAAGGAGAGGACAUUUUAAGUUUUUGGAACUUGUGUCCAAUCCUUUUGGCAUUAGUCAAUAAAAUAUGUUCAACACAACAAUAAAUAUUCAUUAC